Molecule: messenger RNA, 323 nt
Organism: Pneumocystis jirovecii RU7
Lineage: Eukaryota; Fungi; Ascomycota; Pneumocystomycetes; Pneumocystales; Pneumocystaceae
Exons: 1
Source: RefSeq, a predicted model, not a curated record
GCGCGGGCGGUGGCGCGGGCGGUUAAGCGGCGGGCUGCACAAGGAGCAGGAACAAAUGAUGAGGAAGAAGUGCGUCUCUUGGCUUUGAUUGCAAAAGAAAACUAUAAAAAUACUGAUCAAUGCAAAGACAAAGUGGAAAAAUAUUGCAAAACGUUAACAGAUGCAGGAUUAAAUCCAGAAAAGGUUCACGAAAAAUUAAAAGAUUUCUGUAAUAACGGGAAACAAAAUAAAAAAUGUCAAGAUUUACAAACCAAAGUUACGGGGAAAUGCACAUCUUUUCAACAAAAACUAAAAACUGCUUUAACAAAUCCAUCAGAUGAUAA